Messenger RNA from Aspergillus alliaceus, 1415 nucleotides. RefSeq lists its product as uncharacterized. Bases 108 to 1172 code for a protein of 354 amino acids. The record is from RefSeq and is a predicted model, not a curated record. The transcript has a single exon. NCBI's taxonomy places the organism in Eukaryota, Fungi, Ascomycota, Eurotiomycetes, Eurotiales, Aspergillaceae.
ACUCCGGGGUGGCCAGUAUUGACAUCGCUCGUGGUUCUCGGGUCUGGAGAGGGAGAUCAAGGUUGACAGUCUGCUCGUGAACCCCAUCAUAGAUAUCUCCGUUCACUAUGCACAAUUCUCGCAUACUACAUUCAGUGGUAUCCAUACUGACCCUACUGGCGCAAGCCCAGCACUCUUCUGCUUCCCCGUUGGAACUUGAUGAAGCCAACCUCGAAAAGCGCUGCGAAAAUCCCUGUGGGUAUUAUGGCCAACUCUGCUGCACGUCUGGCCAGACGUGCAGCACCAGUAGUAAUGGUCAGGCAGUCUGUGCAGAUGCCUCUUCCGGCGGCAGCUGGCAGUACUUUACAACAACCUUCGUCACCACGGAAACAGACGUGUCGACAGUUACUUCUACAUGGAGCAGCUAUGUAGGACAGACGACGGCCGUUGGAGGCGGCUCAGGGAGUUGCAAGGCCGAACUUGGCGAAACUAUUUGCGGAAAGACCUGCUGUGGUGCAGCCUAUGUCUGUACCAACAACCAAUGUGUGCUCGGGAGCUCUUCAAUCUGGGCCACCGCUACCGCUACACCUCCCGUACGAGGCACAAGUGCAUCUACUAUCACGGCGACUGCUUCCGCGACAACUACACAGGGCUUUGUCGCUCCUGUUGGCACCGAUGGUGCCACACUGAUUGGAGAAAAGGCGCCAGACAAUGGAGGGCUAAGUGGUGGCGCAAUCGCAGGUAUCGUCAUCGGAACCAUCGCUGGUGUCUUUCUUCUCCUGCUUCUUUGUGCUUGCCUGUGUUGCCGCGGUGCCCUAGAAGCCUUGUUUGCCUGCCUGGGUCUCGGUGGGAGAAGGCGAAGAAAGGAAACGACAUAUGUGGAAGACCGGUAUUCCCAUCAUGCGCACGGUGCACCGCCGCCCGAGCGGCGUACUUGGUUUGGCUCCCGUCCGUCGGGGCCAGCGCCUGCCCCUAGAGAAAAGAAGAAAUGGGGCGGUUUGGCGACACUUGGGAUUAUGUUGGGCGCGCUUGCUCUGUGUCUGGGACUGAAGAGGCGCAGAGACCGCGAUGACGAGAAGAGCGACUACACUUACCCGAGCUCAUACUACUACUCCGAUUAUUACACGAGCGCAAGUAUGUGUCUCCUUCUUUUUGCACGGACUCUUACACCGUCCUUACUGACUGCUUUAUAGGUAGUGCAAGUUCGGAUAGACGGACAAGAGAUACUCGGCGGACGAGGGACACGAGGCAAUCCAGGAGAUCUCGCGCACGCUCAGGACGAUCAUGAUUGAUGAAAUGACACAAUGAAUCAACGAGAUUUUCAAGACCACAACUUCGUUAAUGAUCCCAAAUUUUUUUUUUUUUUUUUUUUUUUUUUCGCCACGGUUGAUUUUUAGUCGAGCAUAUAUGGCGCUGGUUGGCAUUUUGUAUGUUGU